AUGGACGAACACCAUCACCACCACCAGGCCCCCGCCGGCCAGGCGGGGGGCGAUGACGUGAGGCAGUCGCAGGUGUUCUCCGGCAGCUACGGCGGUCACGGCGGCUACCCGGCGUCCAGCUCCGGUUCGAUGCCUCACAUGGGCAGCAGCUCUCAUGGCGGUGCCGUCACUGCGCGCCGCCACAGCCGCAGCGACAACGGCGAGCCCGAGGACCUGUUCCCUAACAUCCCCGAGGCCAAGAAGCGCAAGUUCAUCCUCGUCGAGGACAAUGUCCGUGGCUCCCGCCUGCGUGUUAGAGUCACGCUCGACGGCGUCGACACCAAGGAGAUCCCCGACUCCUUCCGUAAGGGCGCCUCCGUCUUUCCUCGGUCGUACUUCCCGCGCGAGAUGCAGAGCCCACCGCCGUCGGCCACCGGCUCCAAGUUCUUCCAAGAGGAUGCCGAUGAAGAGGAUGAUGGUGUUGAGGAGACUGAUGGCCGCGGCUCUCGCAGAGGCGCUGGUAACAGCAAGGCCAUGGUCAAGGUUCCCAUUGGUGAGAACACCGAGGGCGAGGUCGCUAUUCCGCGUAUGAGAAAGAGUGUUAGAGGCAAGGAGGUUCGGCUGAACGACCUCGGAUACCGCAUGGCGUGGCUGCAGAGCCGUGUCUUUGCGGGACGGACUGUGUUCCUCCAGAGAGCCCAAGCAGUGGACUGCUACCGCAACAAGACUCGUUCCGCCAUUGAGUCCAUCAUGCAGGACGUCAAGACGCUGGCGCCUCACUACGAGACGCGCGUUGGCAAGAGGAAGUGGAACGAGAGAAUGAGGAAGGGCGAAGCCGAGGAGUAA
Molecule: messenger RNA, 825 nt
Organism: Colletotrichum spaethianum
Lineage: Eukaryota; Fungi; Ascomycota; Sordariomycetes; Glomerellales; Glomerellaceae
Exons: 2
Coding region: 1-825 (274 amino acids)
Source: RefSeq, a predicted model, not a curated record